Messenger RNA from Patella vulgata (common limpet), 1184 nucleotides. RefSeq names its product adhesive plaque matrix protein 2. NCBI's taxonomy places the organism in Eukaryota, Metazoa, Mollusca, Gastropoda, Patellidae. The record is from RefSeq and is a predicted model, not a curated record. The transcript has 9 exons. Gene Ontology annotation, biological process: heterophilic cell-cell adhesion; establishment or maintenance of epithelial cell apical/basal polarity. Gene Ontology annotation, molecular function: calcium ion binding. The coding region runs from base 74 to 1105 and encodes 343 amino acids. Gene Ontology annotation, cellular component: protein-containing complex; plasma membrane.
ACUCCCUUGUUCAAUAGUCUAAUUGUGUCACGUACUCUUUGCAUUAAAACGAAAUAAUUAUACUAUUAUCGUCAUGCGUGUUAUCUUUUGGAUUGCAUUGGUCUUGACCACUGUUGUGACUGUCUCCGGACAAAGGAGUUGGUGGCCUUGGCCAAGGGAAGGGGGCAUGAAAAAUCCAAGAUGCAUUAGUUGCACAGAGGUUAAAGAAGCUCAUUUGUGUGAAAACUGCUGCAAAGUGUCAGUGUGUGAUCCGGAUCCUUGCAAAAAUGAUGGUAUGUGUUCACCAGCCGAUAACGGUUACAUCUGUAGUUGUACUCCUGGGUAUUUAGGAGAAAACUGUGACGUGAACGUAUGUCUACCUAACCCAUGUAAAAAUGAUGGUACUUGUUCACCAGUUGAUAACGGUUACAGCUGUAAUUGUACUACAGGAUAUUUAGGAAAAAACUGUGACGUAAAUCGCUGUGAUGUAUACAACCCCUGUAUAAAUAAUGGCACGUGUUAUCCAUCAGAAUUUGUUGUAAAUUGUAGCUGUCCUCCUGGAUUUAUAGGGGCCUUUUGCCAAGUAAAUCCCUGUGAUGCAUACAACCCCUGUGUAAAUAAUGGCACAUGUUAUCCAUCAGAAUUUGUUGUGAAUUGUAGCUGUCUUCCUGGAUUUAUAGGGGCCUAUUGUGAAGUUGAUUUAUGUGACCCGAGUCCAUGUAACGAGGUCGGGGAUACAUGUUUUCGUGUUGAUGGUGGAUUUGAAUGUCGAUGUACUAAUAUUGUAAAUGAUGGAAUUAUAACAUCACCGAAUUACCCACAAUAUUAUCCAGGUGGCUUUGGGAAGUGCUAUGUUAUAAUUGGCCGACCUGGACAGAAUAUCACCUUAACUCUUGACGCACAGUAUGGCAUUGAACUUGCUGCUGAAGAUUGCGAUGUUGAAUUACGUACUGGUGUAUUUUGUGUAUUUGAUUAUCUAAAGCUUCAGGGAGUAAGAUAUUGUGGUGGGGUACCGCCAGAUCCUAUCGUAGUACCGACUGGUGAAAACACCACCGUGCGAUUUACAUCAGAUUACGAGGAUUCAUGCAUUGGUUUUAACCUAAGCAUUACCUACACAGAUGUAUAAAGCCAAGAGAUCAAGAGAUGUAUACAUUCAAGAUAUCAACAGUAAGACAGUCGUGUUGUAUUCUUCAUAAACAAAUAUA